AUGCUGUCUCGCAUCCUCCUUGCUGGCCUGCUGCCCGCGGCCGUCCUCGCCCGUACUGACCUCUCUGGCUGCACCUCCAGCGUCGACGGUGCCAGCCUGAUCUGGUACGUCCCCGGCACCGGCGAGCUCUGCGAGUUUAUCGACUGUGGCGGCGGACGCGCCCCUCCCAAGACCACCGUCCCGGGCUGCCCUGGCUACACCGGAACCGCCACCGUCACGCCCAGCUUCCUGCCCGGGUUUGGCGGCAACGCGGCUGCCUCGUCUACCGCUGUUAGCCAGCCGCCGGCAUCCCCGUCUGCCGAGUCGUCGCCCGCUGGUGCUGCGUCUAUUACUGCGUCCGCCACGACCUCUGUCGGGUCCGGCACCACCACCGUGACUGCUCCCACCACCACCUCUACCACCGACGUGAAGUCAGAGCCCGGCGUCGUUGUCAUUUCCGGCUCGGACGGCACCACGACCACCAUUGCUCCGUCGGUCACCCCUCCUGCGGGCGGCAACGGCACGAACACGUCCUUGCCUCCUGGCAUCAUCGUCACCGACGGCAAGACCAGCACGGUGUUCGGCACGAACAAGCCGCCCACCAAGACGACAACCGGGGCGACUGCGUCGACGGCCGGUGCUGUGGCCCUCAGCGGUGCGGGCGGUCUCCUGGGCGCGGCCGCCGUCGUCGGUGUUGCUGCGCUGCUGUAA
Messenger RNA from Sporothrix brasiliensis 5110, 690 nucleotides. RefSeq lists its product as uncharacterized. Bases 1 to 690 code for a protein of 229 amino acids. The transcript has a single exon. The record is from RefSeq and is a predicted model, not a curated record. NCBI's taxonomy places the organism in Eukaryota, Fungi, Ascomycota, Sordariomycetes, Ophiostomatales, Ophiostomataceae.